GAAUAUUGUUGUCACAGUGAUUGUUGUUUAACUGAUUUAACCAUCUCCUCGGUUCUUUGGACGCUGGGGACGGCAACCGCAGAGGAUAAACCCGAUAAACGCAUGUAAUAUCUGCUGUUUUUUUUUUAUUAUUAUUAUCUGGGACGAAAGUUGCACAAAACAGCAUUAAUUUGUAAAAAUAAAUGAUGUGAAAUACGGCAGCACAGGUCUGGAAAUGCACAAUGAACUAAUUAAAUCGGUCUGCCGCGUAUCUGGUUCGUAGCCGCCUGUCGGUCGCAAACCAAACUACAGAAACGUUUGCUACCAAAACAAAACCAACAAACAAAACGAACUCCCAAAUCAACAUGGGUCUUCCGUGGUGUGCGGACCACAGUAACCCUAAGCACGGCGCUGCUUUUUCGACUGUGAAAAGGGCAUCCGAAUCAUGAUUUGCGCCACGCGAUCGCUACGAUACAGGUGCCGCUCGCCAGCGGAGCGACGACCGCGGAGAAAACAGUUCUAGGACGCGAUGGGAUCGAACGCUUCGGUGCUCCAAUGGCACUGCAAGAGUUGUACCUCCAUAAACCCGACGGACAGCGGGAAGUGCAUCCGCUGCGGAGUCGGACGGACAGUCGCCGAAGACGACGAGUUGUCCAGGGAGCCAUUGCCUCAAAAUUCCAAGGACGGGGCAUCCAAGUUCACGCUGACCUCACGACGGGUCGAAAGCAGAGUGCUACCCGCACCUGAAAGGGGACUCGACCAGGGCUACGAACAACACAUCUACGACCUCCCGUGCGACGACGAAGACACGGGCGAACCCCGGUGCCGUGACAAGAAGCAGCGUUGCGUGAGCUGGCACGGACUUCCGGACGACGACAAUCUCCCGGACCUCCCGGCCGACCUCUCGGACGACCUCCCAGACGACCUCCCCGACGACCUUCCCCUCCCGCCACCACCCGAAGAUGCCGAAGACACAGACUCCGAUGCGUCGGCAAAAGACGACGAGCCUCUCUACGUCGAGCUCUCUCAAUGCCUCUCGGAGGAGUCUGGCGGCACGAGCAACGGCGUCGUCCCGGGAGAGGUGGUCAUCAACGACGCGGCGCCCGCAAGCUACCUGGACCGCACCUUCGUCAAGUGUAUCAAAAAGAAGAAGCCCAAGAAAGACGACGCGGCAGAACAGCGUGGGACGCCCCAGAGGCUGAGCGAGAAGUGGUACUGCUUCAGCUGCCAAAGCUGGAACUCCCUGGUCAACAAAGUCUGCGCGGCAUGCGGAGAACCGUUCUGCGACGACAUAGUUGCGACGGGCACGCUGAACGGCAAGACGUUGGGAAGGGACACGACAACGAGCUCUGCAGACUACGCGACGCCACCGGAGAGUCCCUCUGCUUUGGUGCCGAGCCUGGAAGAAGCGCCACGGCGUCGCCAGCAACCGCUGAUUCGACGCGCCCUUAACCGCCUCUUCCGUCUGAGCGCGGAGGGUGGAGCCCUGAUGUCCGCCAUCGCCAACGCCCACUCCGCGGACGACGUCACACUUUUGGACGCCCCCUGGAUCUGCAGGCGCUGCGAGCGGAACAACGAGGCCUCCGUGGCGAAGUGCCCCUCCUGCGGCCUUCCGCGGAGGCCUGCGGCCGCCACCUUCCCGCUGCUCCUCCCGCGGAACGCGUUCAGCCUUGGCUUUCUCGCGGAGGUGCUGGGAUCCCCGCGACGUCACUUCGCGGCGCGGCGGAGCAGGUCACUGUCCGAGGUGAAAGCGUCGAGCGCUGCGAUGAGCAACGGCGCACCAGAGACGUCGGAGCGGGACGACGACGACGCAUGGACGUGCUCGGGCUGCUCUUUCGCGCACAACCCGCCGCGGGCAGGCAAGUGCGAGGUCUGCGGCACAUCAGACGGGCGUGGGACCAUCUCGCGCUGGGUCUGCGUCAAGUGCACCCUCAUCAACCCGGGGCAGGACCGGUUUUGCAGCGCAUGUGGGGGCUCCAAAUUGAACAGCGUCGCGGCAAAGCGCUACCAGACGCUGCGACCCCACGAGAGCUGGGUCUGCUCGCACUGCACGCUGCGGAACCCCAACCACCUCGCCGAGUGCUGUGCGUGCAGCACGCCGAGGCCGUCGCCGGUCAACGGCGGGACGGUGCGCCCUGGCACGCGGAACCGGAGGAUGACGAAGCUGCUGGGGGAGCCCGCGGAGGACGCCUGGGAGUGUGCCUCGUGCACGUUCCUCAACUCUGGGCCGCACGCGGCCUGCGAGAUGUGCUGCACCUCGCGGAGCCUGGUGUCGCUGAGGCCCGAGGCGGCGAGGCCCAGGGGCGCGCCAGGACGCGGUGAGAGCGAGCUGAUGGAGGAGCUCCGCCGUGUCGAGGAGAGUGAGGCGAGGGAACGCUGGGACCACAUUGUCUCCUUCUGCAAGGCGAACGGCGAGCCAUUUGUGGACGACUCCUUUCCGCCCUUGCUCAAGUCGCUCUACUACAACCCGGACGAGCCGCGGGAGGAGAUCGCAGUCAAGUGGCUUCGUCCCUGCGAGAUCACGUGCGACGCCAAGGAGGCGAAGAUUGCGUGGACGGUCUUCAGGACCCCCAUGCCUUCGGACAUCUCUCAAGGCAUUCUGGGCAACUGCUGGCUGCUGAGUGCCUUGGCCGUUCUGGCGGAGCAGCCGGAGCUGAUGGAGCGGGUCAUGGUGACGCGCUCCGUCUGCCACCUGGGGGUGUACCAGGUGCGGCUCUGCAAGGACGGCCAGUGGACCACCGUGCUUCUGGACGACCUGCUGCCCUGCGACGCUAAGGGAUGCCUCGUGUACUCGCAGGCCAAGCGGAAACAGCUGUGGGUGCCGCUGAUUGAGAAGGCGGUGGCCAAGUUGCACGGGUGCUACGAGGCCCUGGUUUCCGGACGGUGCAUCGAGGGGCUGUCCACCUUCACAGGGGCACCCUGCGAGAGCAUACCGCUGCAGUCCUCUUCUUCUCCCAACGAAGAGGGCAUCGACGAGGAUCUGAUCUGGGCACAACUACUGAGCUCCAGAGCAGCCGGAUUCCUGAUGGGAGCUUCCUGCGGGUCGGGAAACAUGCAAGUGAACGACCAGGACUACCACGCCGUGGGGCUGCGUCCGCGGCACGCCUACUCCGUCCUCGACGUCCAAGACGUGGAAGGUGUGAGGUUGGUGAGGCUGCGGAACCCGUGGGGCCACUACUCGUGGAAAGGGGACUGGUCCGACGGAUCGCCGCUCUGGACUCCCGAGAUGCGGGAGGCACUCAUGCCCCACGGCGCGGACGACGGCGUCUUCUGGAUGUCCUUCAGCGACGUGCUCAAGUUCUUUGACUGCAUCGACAUCUGCAAGGUGCGCCCCGACUGGAACGAGGUGCGGCUGCAGGGGGUGCUCCCGCCCCAGACGGACAAGGACAGUCAGGCGGUAACCCUGCUCACGGUACUCGAGGGCACCGAGGUCGAGUUCGGCCUCUUCCAAGAGGGACAGAGGAGUGCAGAGCGUUCUCGGCGCUGCCAGCUGGACCUCUGCGUGGUGGUGUUCCGGGCGCAGGACGCCGCGGCCGGCCUGGUGGGUCCGCUGGUCAAGCACUCCAAGCGCCAGGUCCGGAGCUUCGUUGGCUGCAACGCGGUGCUGGACCCCGGCUCCUACAUGGUGGUCUGCCUCGCCUUCAACCACUGGCACACCAGCUUGACCAAGAUUGACCAGUACCCCAAGUUCCUGCUGGCGGUGCACAGUUCCAAGCGCCUCCUGGUGGAGACUGUGAUCCCCCACGCCAACGUCCUUGCAGACGCCAUCAUCAACCUGACGGUUGCCAAGGGGAGGCGCCACGAGGGGCGAGAGGGCAUGACAGCCUACUACCUGACCAAAGGCUGGGCGGGACUGGUGGUGGUGGUGGAGAACCGGCUGCCCGACCGCUUCGUGCAAGUCAUCUGCGACUGCUCGGAGAGCAUCAACGUCGUGUCCACGCGGGCCACGCUGCGCACCGUCGACAGUAUACCGCCGUUGCACAGGCAGGUGAUCAUAGUGCUCACUCAGCUCGAAGGCAGCGGUGGAUUCUCCAUCGCCCACCGUCUCACGCACCGGGUGUCCUUCACAGGCGGCCUCCACGACUGGGGGCCGUCCGCGACCAAUCACGUGCCACCGAUCGACCGCAAGGUGUUCGGACUGCACACGCCGAGGCCCCUGUGACCUCCCCUUCCCCCGACCUUGCCCCCUUUUUGGCCACGCCAACGAAUCUCUGACCCCGCCCAUUUGUGCAGUGACCACACCCACCUUGUCUCUGACACCCCUCGCCCUCUUCACUGUGGCCACGCCCAUCUCGUCUUUGACCCCGCCCCCUUUUGCUGUGACCAUGCCCCACCCCUUUCCUCACGAGACUGGUCUCGUCUUGACUUUCCGGUAAAUUGAAUUUCUGGACUUGCACAUUCCGCAGUGUGUGUGUGUUAAUGUCUGUCCUGUAUGUUUUUUCGUUUGUUUUACAUUGCAAGCUUGGAAGUUUUGAAUGUGUCUGCUUUGUUUUUUGUUUUAUGAUGGUAUGAUUGGUUGCUAGUUUUCAUACUCUCAAGAAGGGACAUGACAGUAUGAUACUGAACUUCGUUCACCCCUAAGCUGACAGCACGGUGACUCGUAGAAACCAGUCGUACAUCUAUUUUUUUUUCCACGUGUUCGCGCUCCCGCCCAUGCCCAUGUUUUGAGAGAGGGGUUGGGUGAUGAAAAGGAGGCAGCCGAUUGGUUGGGCAUCUCUGCUUAGGCAGUGAACAGAUUACAGUACUGUCACACAUACUUUGGAUACUUGUUUUCUUUCCGAUUUCUUACGAACGAAAAAAUUAUUGUGUCAAGGGGCCCUCUGUUGAUGCCGAUUUAUACGUACAACAACCAAUCUGGGGGGCUCCUGACAAUUACAAAGUUCUGGAGUUCAGUACAUGCUCUCAUAAAUGUCAAAUGUAGUAUCUGUGUACUAAUGAAAUGCAAAAAUCUCGGGUCCAUUGAAUCAGUUGACUUGCAGUCAUUGCUUACCAGCAUUUUGCUAUCAAGUGUAGGCACUCUUUGUAUGUGCAAAACACUCUUGCACAUACUUUCCAAAAUGCUUUUGGAAAGUUCACUGGCCUACUAAAUCUAUUAUGAACCCCUCCUUUUUUUUAUUUUUAUGCUAACAACAAAACAUGACAACUUCAUGUCGAAUUUUGUCGAGCUUUGGAUGAUGGUAUAUCUGUGCGCAUGUGUAAUCUAAUAUAUGUUUCGAAGUGUAAGUAACGAUUUGUACUUUUAAUUCCCUUGAGCGCCGAACCUUUUGGGGCUGCGAACGACUGGUUGAAUAGAUUACUAGAUUUAGUGUGCAUAUCAUCUAAUGAGCUCUUGCACAUUACGAGGCCAAGAUUGUCACUUGUCGCGGGGUACGAGUCACAGACGUCGGUGAAGAUGAAUGCACGGACAAACAAACGGGAGAUUUUGUACGAGAAGAACUGCCCUUACUAUAAUGUAACUGUAAUAUGCGACAUUCAACGUGCGGCGUUCCUUCGGAACCACUAGCUUUCGAAAAGCGUUUUUCCGACGGCGAUUUUCAGCAUCCUUUUAGGACUGUUGACACCCUUUGUUCGUUGCGUAUUGGUUUACUGCAAGGCAAUGCUUUUGAUUGAUGUCGGCUCAUUUAUUAUUAAUGGUUACUAAUAGUUACUGACAGGACGGACAAUGGCAGGGCUUCCAGCAUGCGCUCGUUGCCUUUCUUCAUGCUUUGGCUGUGCGUGCUUGCUCAAGGCUGACAAGACGCCCAAGUGUUAUAAAGGUAGGAAGAUCGCACUGGAGUCAGAACAUCCGAAGGACCUUCAUGCCGUUUUUAUCCCAUCAGUAACCAUGACCUACAAAACAGGACGGACAACUUAAAUACUCAUCACGACGCCGUACUGGCCUGUGUAGAGACUACGAAGAUUCUUCAUUUACUAACUAGUAUUUAUUUUGUUACCAUUAACUCAUUGUCUAUUUAUUGCUGCAGGAGCCUUUACAACGGCAGUUUCAUACGCCGUUUAUUUAGAAGCUGGCUUAUUGCGAGCGAAAUCUAGUGUAUGCGGAGAGCAAGUCGUCUGCUUCUUGCGCAGGAGUUGAAGCGACGUCAGAAUGACGCCGAGCUCCGAUUGCCUUUGAUUCAAAGGAUAGUGGUAACUCAAUGCUAGAUGCCUUGAGGUCUACCCACCAUUUUUUUUUUUUUCAAUCGGCCAAUGCGGGUGCAAGUUCGUCUGUUUCUUGCGCAGGAGUUGCGGGGACGCCAGAACGCCUAGUUCCGAUAGGCUCCGAUUGAAAAGAUAGUGGGUAGACCUGAAUGCCAGCCACCUUGACGUUUACCCGCUAUCCUUCCAAUCAGAAAUCAGCUUUCCGACGUCGCCGCAAUUUCUGUGCAGGAAGCAGACAAACUUGCACUCUGCACAGGCGAAGUGUCAUUCUUUGCUUAGUGAAGCGUAGUGUACUCGGUUAAAUUUUUGCUAGUCUUUCUUUUCUUAUAUAUAUUUCUAUAUACUUUACACUCAGGGUUAUUUUCCGAAGUCUUGCUUCGAUGAUUUACUUACCUUGUCGGCCGAUUUAUUUUUCUCGUUCGGUUAGUUCAUGAACUCGCGGCGGUAGACUGCCUUUAUCUCUGUGCAAACGAAUUAAGUUCUAGUCAUUAUGUGAGGCGACAUAAGCACAGAGGGUCUCCGCAUGUUUUACGGUGCGGCCAAUUGCAUGCGACGCCGCAGUGCUUUGGAACGCUGCUUUCUUUUACAAAUUCAACAGCGGCAGAGAGGCAGAGACUCGAAGAAGGUGCGACGACGUUGUGAUAAAUGAUUGAGACGGCGGUACUUUUCAAUUGUGGAGCUUGGUACUGGCCCUUUGGCUAUUGCUCUGUAAAUACUAUGGGGAGCGGGGGGAAUUUGUACACCGAGUUGUGCUUCUCCAGUAUGCAUAAGCAGCAUUUAGAUUCGCGUCUACCUAACCUUGUUCGUCGGUGCGACACUACAACGCACACGACAAACUUGUUUGUGUGUAUGAUCUAGCGUGGUCAAGUCGUCUGCGACGUGCGAUCCUUCGAAAUAUUCCACGGUUUUGUUCUGGAUUAGAUGACUAAGCAGUUGAACGGUUUAUCAAACAUAUAGGUUCCAAUUUUUGGGUGGUCUGUUUCCGGUUUAUCCGAGCCCGUACAGAAAUUUCGGGAGUUUGGCACGUUCGUCGAAAAAAGUGUGUCACUUUUUCCACUGGACUUUCUCUAUCCUACUUAACGUUUUUGUUGUUCUUUACAUGCCACAUUCUUUGUUUUCACAAUGUGUAGUGUGUUUGCACCAUUUCAAUGUGUAUAUCCCCGCAUGGAAAGUUUUAUAUAGUCCACUCAAGCCAGUCAUAAAGCAAAAAGACUUUAGUGUAACGUGUAGUGGUUUUCCGCGAUCACAAAGUGUCGAGUGCAAUUUUCUCGGUCAUUUGCGAGACCAUGAGUGGGUCGUGGCACCACUAUGCGGUCGCGUGGUUAGUUUGUUGUUAAAAUUGCGGUCGGUGCAAGUCGCACAAGCUCGUGCGUGCCUAGCACAAAUUUUUGUUUUGACCGCCAGAAUGGCCCUUGGUAUAUAUCUAGUCCGAAACCCAGUGAAUGCUCAUGCUCGAAUCGUUUCAACCUUUUUAUACGUUUGUUUCGUUUCUCUUGGUGCAGUACAUUCAUGCUGUUACUUUUGAGAGUUGGCAUUGCUAUUUUAUAAAAUAAACUUGCAUACAAAAU
This is a messenger RNA of Ixodes scapularis (black-legged tick), 7685 nucleotides long. It is a transcript of the gene sol, whose product is annotated as calpain-D. Gene Ontology annotation, molecular function: calcium-dependent cysteine-type endopeptidase activity. The transcript is spliced from 13 exons. Lineage: Eukaryota; Metazoa; Arthropoda; Arachnida; Ixodida; Ixodidae. Gene Ontology annotation, cellular component: cytoplasm. Gene Ontology annotation, biological process: proteolysis. The record is from RefSeq and is a predicted model, not a curated record. Bases 509 to 4141 code for a protein of 1210 amino acids.